This is a messenger RNA of Paecilomyces variotii, 650 nucleotides long. RefSeq lists its product as hypothetical. NCBI's taxonomy places the organism in Eukaryota, Fungi, Ascomycota, Eurotiomycetes, Eurotiales, Thermoascaceae. Bases 1 to 387 code for a protein of 128 amino acids. The transcript is spliced from 3 exons. The record is from RefSeq and is a predicted model, not a curated record. Gene Ontology annotation, cellular component: preribosome, large subunit precursor.
AUGGCCAAGAGCAUUCGAUCCAGCGUGCAGAAACGCAACAGGGCCAAGCUGAGAGCUACAGUUUUUGGGCCUGCCGUGGACGCCCGCACGGCAAGGCUCUCUGCGAAGCUGCAGGAGUUAGCAGCUCAGCCCCGACCGAAAGAUACGGAUGCAGCUGGUAUGGAAGUGGACAAUACUACCGACAAGCAAGAUGCAGAUGCUGCCAACCACAAAGGGCAGAACUCGGAUGCUGAAAUGGAUAUCGAUGGAGUGAAUCAAUCUACUACCAAGACACAUUCCUCGAAAAAGAACGGUCGUGUGCAAAAGCGUCGCAACAAGAAGCCCCGUUCGUCGAUUGUAUUUCCGCGGAACCCUCACAAAGAAAAGAGGGCCUCCAAGAGAAAGUGAUCUGGGUGGUGAGCUUUAAGGAUCUGCUUUAUUAUGUUGACAAGGCGCUGGCGUCUGGGCUGUUAUUGGAAGUGAUACAUCGACAUUGGCAAUCAUCAUGAAUACUUCGUGCCUUUUCCCCUCAGGUCAACCUCGACACAAUCUCCGAACCGACGAAUGGUCCCAGAUGUUUGGUCCGGUUGUCAAUGGGCGUCCUGAGUAUAAGUAUAUUAGAUUAAAUAAUAUCGUAUAUUCAAACUUCCCGGCAUUAGUAUACAUUUGUU